AUGACUGACGUAAGCUCGUACAGAGACCAACACUUUAAAGGCUCUCGUGGUGAGCUGGACAAGAUGUUGCGUUUGUCGACGACCAUGUACAUUGGAAACUUGGCGUUUUAUACGACUGAGGGACAGAUAUACGAGCUGUUCUCAAAGUGUGGUGAUAUUAAGCGCAUCGUCAUGGGCCUGGAUAAAUUCAAGAAAACGCCCUGUGGCUUUUGCUUCAUUGAGUACUAUACAAGAGAGGAUGCUGAGAAUUGUAUGCGUUUUGUCAAUGGCACCCGACUGGACGACCGCAUCAUAAGAACAGACUGGGACGCCGGAUUCCUAGAAGGCAGACAAUACGGCCGUGGAAAAACAGGCGGCCAAGUGCGAGACGAGUAUAGGACUGAUUAUGACAUCGGCCGAGGUGGAUAUGGCAAAAACGCUCAACCCAAAGCGGACAUGAUAAUAUUCGGAAGAAACAAAGACGCCCUUCCAUUGGAAUGA
Macrosiphum euphorbiae (potato aphid) is the source of this 480-nucleotide messenger RNA. NCBI's taxonomy places the organism in Eukaryota, Metazoa, Arthropoda, Insecta, Hemiptera, Aphididae. The record is from the annotation of a GenBank genome assembly.